AUGGGCCUGGAAGACAACACUUUAUUUUUAUCUUCUUGUAUUUUGGAAUGCAGUUCAAGGCAGUCACUUGUAAUGUUCCUUGAUUGGCAAGUUGUGAACAUGGUUUUAUUGAUGGCUUCCAAUGACUGCCCACUUAGCCGAUUAUGGGAGUUGCAGAUAUUACAUAGUAUCGUGGAAGGUGGGGUCAGCAACUAUCAGACUUAUAUUCCAUACUAUCCACAACUCUCCUUAUUGCAUACUUCAUUUCAGCUAAGGCUGUUCAUUUGUGGUGUUCAGUGCUAA
Molecule: messenger RNA, 282 nt
Organism: Dentiscutata heterogama
Lineage: Eukaryota; Fungi; Glomeromycota; Glomeromycetes; Diversisporales; Gigasporaceae
Source: the annotation of a GenBank genome assembly